GGCGACGGCCGCCAUGAAAAGGCAUGAACGCCGCCCGUCGCCAUAGAGACGGGGGCCGACGGCGGCCGGCAGGGGCCCGGCGGCGCCGAGCGCAGACGGCGCAUGCGCGGCGCGAGGGGGCGGCGGGGACGAUGGCGGCCAUGAUGGCGGGGGCGUCGUCGUCUUCGUCGCCGUCCUCGUCCCAGCCGGGCCCGUCGGCCCCGCCGCUGUACAACCUCCUGGCGGAGAUCGGGCGGGGCAGCUACGGGGUGGUGUACGAGGCGUCGGCGGCGUGGGGUCCCGGGGGCUCCCGGGUGGCGGUGAAGAAGGUGCGCUGCGACGCCCCCGAGCAGGUGGAGCUGGCCCUGGCCGAGCUGUGGGCGCUGAGCAGCCUGCGCCGCCGCCGCCACCGCAACGUGGUGCGGCUCGACGACUGCGUCCUGCAGCGCCGCGGGCUGGCGCAGCGCAUGCGCCACGGCCACGCCGCCUCCCAGCUCUACCUGCGCCUCGUCGAGACCUCCCUCAAAGGGGAGCGGAUCCUGGGGUCGGCGGGGGAGCCGUGCUACCUGUGGUUCGUCAUGGAGUUCUGCGAGGGCGGCGACCUGAGCCGCUACGUGCUGUCCCGCCGGCCGGACGCGGCCACCACGCGCAGCUUCCUGCUGCAGCUGAGCAGCGCCGUGGCCUUCCUGCACGAGAACCGCAUCGUCCACCGCGACCUCAAGCCCGACAACAUCCUGGUGACCGAGCGGUCGGGCCCGCCCGUCCUCAAGGUGGCCGACUUCGGGCUCAGCAAGGUCUGCGCCGCCGCCUCCUCCGCCGCCGCCCCGGGCCCCGACGACCAGUUCUGGCUGUCGUCGGCCUGCGGGUCGGACUUCUUCAUGGCCCCCGAGGUGUGGGAGGGCCACUACACCGCCAAGGCGGACAUCUUCGCCCUGGGGGUCAUCAUGUGGGCCCUGCUGGAGCGGAUCACCUUCGUCGACGCCGAGACCCAGCGGGAGCUGCUGGGCGGCUACGUGCGCCAAGGGGCCGAGAUCGUGCCCCUGGGCGAGGCCCUGCUGGAGAACCCCCGCCUGGAGCUGCCCAUUCCCCGGCGCCGCCGCUCCGCCAUGGGGGAGGGCGUCCGCCGCCUGCUCAAGGACAUGCUGGCCGCCAACCCCCAGGACCGGCCCGACGCCCGGGACCUGGUGGCCCGCGUCGACCGCGUCACCCUCGGGUCGCCCGAGCGGUGAACGCUCCGGAGAUUCCGCCAUCCACCGGCGCCGCCCCCCUCUCCCUCGUCUUCCCCUUUUCCCUCCGUCUCCCCGGCCCCCGUGAUGGACAGAUUCUAUGUGACGCGGGGGGUCGCCCCCGCGGACCCCCAAAUACAGCCCGGAAGAGGUGGCGUUUCGCAUUCCAGCUCUUGGAGGGGGGUCAGGUGUGUCUUCCCGGGUCCCUGUCGGACCCCCCGGGGGAGGGAGGGGGGUGGGUUAGGCGCUUGUUGGGAUCCGGGGGGGGCCGAAGGAUGCUCGUCUGUAUCUGGGGGUCCGCACACGGUCGCCCCGUCGGCCUCGACCGCCCGCUCACACCCUCCCACGUCUCUCAGAGACAUCUCUCGCCCAGACGGCUCCUUGUCUCUGCUUCCAAAACCACCGGAAAACCCACCCCGUUCCCCCCCCAAAUCCCCCCCGGCUCCCCUCAGGCAAGGCUUUUGAGCCCUCUCCCCUGCUGACCUUCGACCUCUAGGCCCAACCAAGCCAUAGAGGUUUUCCCUCCCCUCCCUCUAUGCACGGGGCAGCCCUCUCCGCCGCCCCCCGAAAUUUCAGUCCGGUGUCGGGGAGGAGACGGGUGGGAGGGGAGCCCCACAUCCCGGGCCCCGCUCGGAGAUCUCUUCCCCCCGACCCAAGUGCCUUACCCUGGCCCGGCCCUUUCUCCCGCCAACCGGGCCCCCCCCCCCCCCAGCGUUUAGCACAGCACCGGACGUCCACUGUGCGUUUGGCCCGUGGCAACCGUGCCGGGGACCCCCCGCCCUCACCCUCUCCGGCCUGGCGCCCACCGGGCCACCUUGGGACGCUCCAUCGCGACCUCGGGCCUGUCCUUCCGGCUCCAGCCUGGCCCCCACGCGGGGAAGACCCCCGGGGAGGGUGUCCCCCCCCAUCCCAAGCGCUUAGUACGGUGCUCUGCACACAGAGCUCAAUAAAUGCCAUUGAAUAAACGAGUCCCCGAGGAGGAGAGCAGGCCGGGCCAUGGUUGCCCGAAGGAUGCCCUCCGCAGUGGGGGCACCGCAGCAGGGGGAUUCCCCCCAAGGAGAGGGGCGGAGGGGGCUUCAGGGGGCCGGUCUUUACCUCCCUCCAUCCCCGUCUCAGAAAAACAGUCCGGACGGAGCACUAAAACCCCGUUAUAGGUCAUUUUUUAAAUGUUUCCAAAAAGACGGGAAAGGAAAAAGGGGCCCGGCGACGGCGAGAGAUGGGUUGGACUCCCCCCAAAACCCGAAGCCCCCUCCACAUCCACAACCUCCCCCGGCCGGAAGACGAACGGAACAAGUUCAGAAAUCUAUUUUUAUUUCCUUUCCUUUUUUUUUUUCCUCUCUCUAUAUAAUAUGUUAUUAUUAUUAAUAAUUCUUGGCACAGAAGCUGGUAUCCCGGGACCCACCUACGUGUGAGCGACUUUAUGGGAAUUUUUUUUUUUUCUUCCUUUUUGUACUUGGGUGGAUGCGAGGGGUCGUAUUUAAGUUCUUUCGAACGCCGAGGUGGGGAGUGAGUGGGCGAAGGGGUUUUGUGGCGUUUAUUCAAACGUUCGUGUGAAUAAAGAGACUGGGUGAGUUGAAAAGCCAUAUGCAAAGCAAUGCACA
Messenger RNA from Tachyglossus aculeatus (Australian echidna), 2806 nucleotides. RefSeq names its product serine/threonine kinase 35 (gene STK35). Lineage: Eukaryota; Metazoa; Chordata; Mammalia; Monotremata; Tachyglossidae. Gene Ontology annotation, biological process: protein autophosphorylation; autophagosome organization; axon extension. The record is from RefSeq and is a predicted model, not a curated record. The coding region runs from base 24 to 1208 and encodes 394 amino acids. The transcript has 4 exons. Gene Ontology annotation, molecular function: ATP binding; protein serine/threonine kinase activity. Gene Ontology annotation, cellular component: cytoplasm; autophagosome.